Molecule: messenger RNA, 1516 nt
Organism: Carya illinoinensis
Lineage: Eukaryota; Viridiplantae; Streptophyta; Magnoliopsida; Fagales; Juglandaceae
Exons: 2
Coding region: 171-1091 (306 amino acids)
Source: RefSeq, a predicted model, not a curated record
AUGGACAUAUAGUCAAAAAUGAAGAAAAACCACUCUCUCUUGUCUCUUUGUUCAAGAAGCAAAGGGGAUACGGUUGGCUGUUCAAGAUUGUUCAAGAUAUUCAGUCUGUCACUAAUAGAGAGAGAUAAGGAAAUGCCUUCCCAUAUGAGAGAGAGAAAGGAAAAGCGAAGAUGCUCCCACUAAAGCUGGUACGCGCUCUGGUCUUGGGAGAAACCAUUAACAACCCUUUGCAGCAAUCCUGUGACCGCGAUGACAAUGACCAUCUUGCUCGAGAUGCCAAUGAUGUCCUUUCCCGUCACAAGCAGAGAAGAAGAAGGAGAUUCAAAACCAGCGCUGACAAAAUCACCAUAAUAAAAUCCCCACUACUCCUAUUCCUCCCAACAAAAGAGCUCAUCACAGACACAUACAGACUCGCCACCAUAGCCAGAGACAUGGGCAUGGACUUGUACCCCACUCCAUCUCUCUCUCACAUCAUUUUUGCAUACCCAUCAUCAUCGUCAUCCUCCUCAUCCCCAUCAACCUCCUCCUCAUCAUCACCAUACCCCAUAUCGUGGUCAUCCUCAUCGCUCUCAUCCUCCUACUUACCAAAUGAUGCCGUUCCCCUCCCAUUUCCUUCACUGACUACGGCCUCUCUCACCCACCUCCGCUCCUUUGUGACACUUUCCAAAGGCCUCUUCAAACUAGCCUUUAUCAAGGUCGCCCAUUCCCCUAGCAAAGCAACCGCCGACACCACGAGUAACUGGGAUUGUUGCUCACUCUCUCUCUUCUCCCGGCUUACAGGCAAUCGAAUAGACACCAUGGAUGGCUUUUCUCGGUCUCUGGCAGGAAUGGGUUGGACCCUUUUCAAGACCAACCAAAACCCAUCUUCGGAUUCCGGGGAUGGGCGGGUUUCUGGUGGGAAUUUGGUGUAUUUGUUCAGGAAGGUCGGGUCCAGCCGGGUUCGGUUAGGGCGGGUAAAUGGAGAUGGUGGGAGUGGUGGAGAGUGCAGAAUUAGGGAGUUGAGGUUGCCCCCAUUGGAUUUUGGGAAUGCCCCUUUGAGGAUUUUGCAGUACAUUCUUCUAAUGACUGAUGAUAUCUUCUAUCUAGCUUGAUACUGGUAAUUAUAUUAUUUGAAUAUUGGGUUUGGUUCUCAGAGAAUUUGAUAUGUAGAGGAGUGAAGAAGGCAGAGUGGAGAAGAAAAUUUGGGUCUAUCCGAAAUUUGGAGUCAUUUUGUUCCUCCUACUAGCAUGAACUUGAGUAACUAACAAAUUUCAAAUUUGAUCUCUUUUCCCUUGUUUUUUGUAUAGUUUCCCCAUUUUGUUCAUGAUAAUGACUGGGUUUUAUCUAAUGGCUUCUCAUGCCGCUGGGGUUCACCAGCUUUAGACUAACUUUUGUAUUACAUCCAUACUUGUACCAUGUAUCAACUUUUUCUUACCCUUUUUUGAUCUUUUUCCUCUUCUUGUUGACGAGGUCGUUAUAUACAAUAUACAACUACCAUUACAGACAGCUAUAAUAUCUUUAGAUGUUACUUUGAAAA